This is a messenger RNA of Lathyrus oleraceus (garden pea), 753 nucleotides long. RefSeq lists its product as uncharacterized. The transcript is spliced from 3 exons. The record is from RefSeq and is a predicted model, not a curated record. Lineage: Eukaryota; Viridiplantae; Streptophyta; Magnoliopsida; Fabales; Fabaceae. The coding region runs from base 1 to 753 and encodes 250 amino acids.
AUGGUGGAUGCAACAAAUUUUGAUCAAUUAUCUCAUGUUGAAUUGGUGAAAGAGGCAUGGAAUAUUCUUGUCAAGUAUUACGAAGGUGGUGAGAAGGUUAAAGACUAUGUCUCGAAGGUGCAGAAUCCUUUCCAUCUCAUGAAAGGAUGUGGUGAAGUCCUAAUUGAUAAGAUGAUUGUUGAGAAGGUAAUGUGUACGUUGACCUCUCACUUUUAUCAUGUUAUCCUAUCCAUUCAAGAAUCCAAUAAUUUUACAACCUUGAAAUUGGAAGAUUUGGUUAGUUCGUUAGAGGCACAUGAGUUAAGGAUUGUAGAGAGGAAAAAGGUUCAAGGUUUGAUACAAGCAAUUCAAGCCCAUAUAUUAAAGAAGCAUGGUGGUUCCAAUAAGUUUAAGGGAAAAGGAGACAAGACUCAGAGUAAGAAGUCUUUGGUGAAUCCUCAAAAGGAUAAGGUUGCUGAUAGGACUUCUGAAUCCCUGAAAAGAGGAAAAGGAACCUCGUAUCAGAAAGACAAACAGAAGAUGAAAAAUGUGAAGUGCUAUAACUUUGAAAAGUGUGGUCACUUGGCCAAGAGUUGUUGGUACAAGAAAGACAAUGGAACGACACAAGGCAAGGAUGAUGAAGGAGCGACUCUUGCACAUCAAGAUUCAGAUGAUUCAUAUGGUAUGGUGUUUAUGGUUGUAGUUGCAGAUGAACAUGUCGACAACAAGACAUGGUUCCUCGACAAGGGUUGCUCAAAUCACAUGACUGGUUGA